Messenger RNA from Saccharomyces cerevisiae S288C, 2175 nucleotides. RefSeq names its product Osw2p (gene OSW2). Lineage: Eukaryota; Fungi; Ascomycota; Saccharomycetes; Saccharomycetales; Saccharomycetaceae. The record is from RefSeq and is marked reviewed. The transcript has 2 exons. Gene Ontology annotation, cellular component: prospore membrane; cytoplasm. The coding region runs from base 1 to 2175 and encodes 724 amino acids.
AUGGAAGAAAACCAAUUAACGUGCUUAAUAGUUGGAGAAACACCAGCAGCACAAUUUCUAGGAUGGAGACUAAGUUUGAGCAACUCUUUUAUAAUACUGGUCUCGCAAUAUGUGUCUAGUGACGAGUUAGUUGCCUGGAAAUCGACAAAACUAGGCGCCAAUUUCUACACGCCAAACAUUCUCACUAAGGAUAUUAAAGAGCUGCACCACAAAUUAAAACAUAACGGUGCAAAUACGUAUUCAAUUGACAUUGUGUUAGUGUCUGCAAUUUCCUUACAGUCUUUCGAAACAACUUGUCGAUUGUUGUCAGAUUACACGAACGACAAUACGACUGUGCUUAUUAGCACUGAUUUUGGUUGCGAACUGGAGCCCAUAGCCAUAAGUUAUUUUGGAGGGAAGUGCAAGUGUGUUAUUUCCAUUUCGUGUGAGGUUGAAUGCAGACAGUUAUCGCUUGGAUCAUAUGCAUUGGUCAACGACGAUCAAUGUGUAAUAACUUUGGGAUUAACUUAUUGUGAUGCUAAUUUUGAAGCAAGUCCAACCAUUCUGGAAAACACGAAAGCAGCUUCGUUAGAAUUGCAAGGGAUUAAGGGUUCAAAUGUUCGCAGGUUCCUUCUUGGAUUGACCGUUGCGAAAUGGAUGAAAUCUAAAUUAAUUUUGGACCCAAAACAAAUGGCAUUGAAAAUGUGGGAAUUGCUUAUUCCUAAAAUCUCACUUAACAUCCUUUCUAUCAUCUAUGAACAAUUUGAUUAUGAGAAAAUGUUAGAAAACAAAUCCACAGAAAUUAUUUUUAAAGAUCUGGUGAAAGAGUUACUUGGAAUUUGCUUUGCACAAUGUGGAAGCAAAAUUGCAAGGUUUUUGCUAGUAAAAUCACAAGGUGAAGAAGAGAUUAAUUUUGGGAAAAUCGUAGAAUAUUGCAAAGGUAAAAAACUGCAACUUAUCAACUCUACGGCAAACGAACAUCCGGAAUAUUUAUCCUUACCGUUUGAGCCUUAUUGUUUCUACCACCGAUUUGAAUAUCCUGCUCAAAUUCUUUUGCAUCAGCCCAUCAUUUUGGCCAAAAAGUAUGGUGUUUCGUGUUCAAAUUUAAAUUUCCUAUAUGGAUUCUAUACGAGGUUACUGACACUAAGUGGGCUAUCAAUAAAUGGUGGAAGGUGUGAGCAUGCCUUGUCGAUGUUGGACAGCAGGAUUGGUGGUGGUAUUAACGUUGCUUCAGGAAUUAAUAGCGGCCAAGAUUUUACCGAUGGUGAUAACGAGGAUCAAGAUAAAGGCAAAAACAGAGUGGACAAAAAUGUAAAGGAAGGUUCUUUCAUUAGUUUAACACAACGAUUCACGAUGACAAGUCCACUGGGUGUCAAUGAUCCAGCUUUACCAGCGGACUUAGAAAAGUUGUAUUUAGGUGCAGAAUACAUUAGCAAUUGCGACGCAAAUACAUCUGGUGGUCAAAAACGAGUAAAAUCUCCAACUAAAGCAGAUACAGGCUACGAUGAUAAACACUUGCCUGAUGAUACGAUACAUACAUUUGAAGAUGAAUAUUUGGCCGAUGAAGACGACUUUUCUUGCCUUGGAAUUGACAAAAGAAGCUCAACAAAGCCCACAAAGCCUCUAGAAAAAUUUGGAGUGGUUGCUGUGCCACACUUCAUCAGGAGGUUUUCUAUUAAAAGGUCGAGUAAGGAUAAAUCAAAUGAUAUGAAAAGACCAUAUACUACAAGCAGCUUGGAGUUGCAAUUAAGGUCAAAUCACUUUAUGUUCGCCAAAGAAUACCAAGACUUACAUAGACAAUUAUAUUACGAAGUUAAACCAAGGACGCAAUCAGAAUUGGACGCAAGACGUCGAAACUAUUCUGAAUUAGAAUCUCAGAUGUGGAAAAUUAAACAUCGGUUCAAUAUUCAUAGAGGAGCACUGCCUCGUCCACGAACGAAUCCGUAUGAGCUAUUACUGGACCACAUUGAUGUUUUGAACCGUGGCAACACUGGGGAUAUUUUGAGAUUUACCACUAGUAGAUACGGUGGUGUAGAUACGUAUGAUUCCAUCUUGAGGGACCAAUCCACGAUCAUGGAACUUUUAGAUAAACGGUGUGCCUAUUCACCUCCAGUACUGUUCGAUAAUGAGGCUAAAGAACGUGAUCAUGAUCGCGAUUGUUAUCAAGAUUACAAUCACGACCACCGGAGUCAUUAA